GUGUUGCUGCCAGCAAAGCUAUAGCCGUACGCGCUCCGUCUACAGUGUUUCUGUAGCUAACACAAGAUAGUGCUGUACCGUGCCACAGUAGUGUGUGUGUGUGAUGGGUGCUGUGCAGUGAUAGUGUGUGCAUACCAGUCAUGGAUAACCACUAGGAUACACCCUGUAAGAGAGGUGGACGCUAUGGUGUCGGUGUCUACGUGAUGGCGGUCGCAGGAGGCAGGAUGCGACCCAGGCGGUGGUGGAGGACCGAGUGGCCGCUGCUGGUGCUACUGGUCCUCGGGUGCGACGCCGAGCACGUCAGAGACCUGGAGGUGUCCGAGGGAGCGCCCGUGGGGACCAGGGUGGGCUUCAUCGGGGACGGCUCCUCCAGUGACAGCGGACCGCCCUACCUGAUAGUGCCGGUGCCCGGGAGUGCGGUAGACACGGAACUGAGUAUAGAGCAGAACACGGGAGAGAUCAGGACUAAGGUGCCGCUGGACAGAGAGACCCGUGCGUCCUACUCUUUGGUAGCGAUCCCGCUCAGUGGUGAGAACGUGCGAGUGGUAGUGCGAGUGCUAGACGAGAACGACAACGCGCCGACGUUCCCGAGCCCCGUCAUGAGUAUAGAGUUCCCCGAGAAUACGCCGCGAGACGUGAAAAGGACGUUAAACCCCGCGAGAGACCUGGACCUCGGUAUAUACAACACGCAAAGGUAUAACAUAGUGUCGGGUAACGUCAACAACGCGUUUCGUCUGUCGUCGCAUCGGGAGCGCGACGGAGUGCUGUACCUGGACCUGCAGAUCAAUGGGUUCCUGGAUAGAGAGACUACAGCGGGCUACAGUCUUGUGAUAGAAGCGUUGGAUGGAGGAAGUCCACCACUGAAAGGCCAAAUGACUGUCAACAUUACCAUCCAGGACGUGAACGACAACCAGCCCAUCUUCAACCAGAGCAGGUAUUUCGCCACGGUCCCCGAGAACGCGACAGUCGGAACGUCGAUCCUGCAAGUUCACGCUACAGACGCGGACGCCAGUGAGAACGGUGAAGUCGAGUAUUCCAUCAACAGGAGACAAAGUGAUAGAGAAGGGAUGUUCAAGAUCGACUCCAAAACGGGAAUGGUCACUGUAAACAAACCGUUGGAUUUUGAAACGAAAGAAGUGCACGAGCUCGUCGUGGUAGCCAAAGACCACGGGGUACAACCAUUAGAAACCACCGCUUUCGUAUCGAUCAGGGUGACCGACGUGAACGACAACCAACCCACGAUAAACGUCAUCUUCCUCAGUGACGACGCUACACCAAAGAUUUCUGAAAUGGCUCAACCGGGCGAGUUCGUGGCUAGGAUAUCGGUGAACGACCCGGACUCGAAGACGGAGUACUCCAACGUAAACGUGACCCUGGAGGGAGGGGAGGGGCACUUCGGGUUGGCGACACAGGACAACAUCAUCUACCUCGUGAUAGUGUCUCUCCCCAUAGACAGAGAACAGAGGCCCAACUACACACUCAGCGUCAUAGCCACGGACACGGGAACACCGCCUCUACACGCGUCGCGAACAUUCCACCUGCGGGUCACGGACAUCAACGACAACGCCCCACAGUUUGAGGAGGCCGUGUACUACGCUAACGUGUUGGAAGUGGCGGACCCCGGUACCUCGGUGUUUCAGAUCAAAGCUGUAGAUAUCGACGAAGGGGAAAACUCCGUUCUGACCUACUCUAUUCAGGAGAACACAGAGGUCCAUUCGUCGUGGUUCCAGAUAGAUCCGCGGUCUGGACUGAUCACGACAAAGUCGCACAUUGAUUGUGAGACUGACCCGGUGCCUCAACUGACGGUGGUGGCGACGGACAGUGGGGAUCCGCCCCUCUCGUCCUCCGCGACUGUGCUAGUGACCAUCCACGAUGUCAACGACAAUGAGCCCAUCUUCGACCAGACCUUCUACAACAUCACCCUUCCGGAGAACGAGAGCAAAGGACACUGUGUGCUCAAGAUCUCAGCGACUGACCCAGACUGCGGAGUCAAUGCGAUGGUCAACUACACGCUGGCAGAGGGCUACGCUCGAUCGGCACUGUUCGAGGUGAAGAGUGUCAGCGGAGAAGUCUGCAUUUUUGGAGAUCUGGACUACGAAACCCGCAGCGCCUUUGAGUUUCCCGUCAUUGCAACUGAUAGAGGAGGCCUCAGUACCACAGCUAUGGUGAAGAUACAACUGACCGACGUCAACGACAACUGGCCCACCUUCUACCCUCGCGAGUACAACGUCUCUCUCAGGUCCGGGACUUCGCCCUCCGGGAGUGUCGCCGUCGUGGUCUCCGCCACCGACAGAGACUCCGGUCGUUUCGGCGCCGUCACCUACCAGAUCGUCUCGGGUAACGAAGGCAACCUUUUCCGCAUCGACCGUGUCACCGGAGAGGUCUAUAUCAACCAGCCGAGUCUAUCCGCGAGGGUGUACCGACUGAACGUGUCUGCCACGGACGGCGCUGGGUUGAGGGCUCGGGAGGACGCGGAGGUGCUGGUGACGGUCAGCGAGAAAGGGCCCUUCUUCGAGAGGACGAGGUACAACUUCAACGUCCGAGAGGAUGCCCCCCGCAACACCAUGGUUGGAGCCGUCAAAGUCGUCACUGAAGGCUACCGUUCCCUGGUGAAAUACUCCAUCGUUGACGGGGAUGCCGACGGUUACUUCUCCAUCGACCCUGGCUCCGGAGCAAUCAGGACUUCCUCCCCCUUGGACCACGAAGCUCACACGUUCGUCCUCAUCACUGUACAAGCUGCCACAGAACAAUCUCCUGCCGCAUACACCCAGGUCAAAAUAGUGAUCGACGACGUCAACGAUAACGGCCCGGAAUUCGACUCCACGACGGUGCGACUGUCUGUUCCGGAGAACGCUCAAGUAGGAGUCCCUCUCUACGCAGCUCAAGCUCGCGACAGCGACUCCUCACGCAACGGCCUGGUCAGGUACCGUCUGGUGUCAGCGUCCUCCGGCGACGCCCGUCUGUUCGCCAUCGAGCCUCGCCUUGGGCACUUGACCUUGGCUCGUCAGCUGGACUACGAGACCGCUCAGAGACACAGCCUGGUUGUCUCGGCGACGGACGCGGGUGAACCCCCAUUGACUGCGAACCUGACUGUGCUGCUGGAAGUGCAGGAUGUGAACGACAACCCGCCGGUGUUCGAGAGAACGGAGUACGUUGUUACAGUGUCGGAAAGUCUCCCGGUCAACUCACAGGUGGUGCAGGUGACCGCCGUGGACCUCGACACCGGCAACAACGCCAGGCUCACCUACCGUCUGCUCGACACGAACCACGCGUUUGGCAUCUUCCCCAACAGCGGCUGGUUGUAUCUGCGACAUCCACUGGACCGUGAAGUCAAGGAUCGGUACUCGCUGCGUGUCGCCGCCACCGACAACGGCACGCCCGCGGGUACAGCGACCGCCGUCGUCGUCGUGUCCGUCAGCGACGCUAACGACAACGACCCGGCCUUCGCCCAGGACGCUUACCAGUUCGGGGUCGAAGAGAAUCUGCCUCGCGGAGCUCCUGUCGGCGUGAUCCGCGCCUCUGACCGCGACCUGGGAACCAACGGAGCCAUCAGGUUCAGCCUCAUACCCAGCAACUCCAGCUUCCAGAUCAACCCUGUAACCGGUGAGAUCUUCACACGAGAACCACUUGACAGAGAGACCAAGAGUGAGUAUGAGUUGGUUGCCGAGGCGAGAGACCAAGGAACUCCUCCUCGGAGUGCUCGGGUCGCGGUCCGUGUGACGGUGACCGAUGUCAAUGACAACGCUCCCGACAUCGUGGACCCUCAGGAGGAUGUGAUCAGUGUCCGAGAGGAGCAGCCUCCAGGCACAGAGGUCGUCAGAGUGCGCGCCGUGGACAGAGAUCAAGGGUACAACGCAUCCGUCACAUACUCCAUCGUCAAAGGAGGAGACACGGACGGACAUGGAGUGUUCACGGUGGAUCAGGUCAGUGGUCUCAUCAGGACCAGGACAGUGUUGGACCAUGAGGAGCGUGCGAUCUACCGCCUGGCAGUGGCGGCCCGGGACAGCGGGUCUCCGCCCAAGGAAACUGUCAGAGUUCUGCGGGUGGAAGUAUUGGAUCUCAACGACAACCGACCGACGUUCACGAGCUCCAGCCUAGUGUUCAAGAUCAGAGAGGACGUGCCCGUGGGCUACGUGGUGGGUAACGUGGUGACGUCAGACUCGUCGGACGGUGACAACCUGGUGUCAGGACGUGCGGGAGGCGGUCACGUCAUGUACACACUCACGUCCAUGUCGCCUCUAGACAGCGACGGUGCUUUCGACAUGGACCGCAGCACGGGAUCGCUGGUCGUGGCGAGACAGUUGGAUAGAGAGAAGCAGCCAGAGUACAAGUUGGAGGUCCGAGCCUUGGACACGAGCACCAGCAACAAUCCCCAGAGCAGCGCCGUCGUCGUCCGCGUGGAGUUAUCAGACAUCAACGACAACGCGCCCAAGUGGGAGAAGGACCUGAUGACCAUAGAGGUGGCGGAAAAUGCUGCCGUCGGGUCUGCUGUCUGGAACUUCAGCGCGAGUGACGCGGACGCCGGUUUUAACGGUGAGCUGAGGUACAGCCUGGUGGACGUGUGGCCUCAAACGUCAGAGCCUCAAUUCUCCGUCGACGCUCUUACAGGGACCCUGACUCUGAUGGCUCCUCUGGAUUUCGAACUGAUAGAAGUCUUCACCCUCGUCGUCCGAGUGACGGACCAAGCCUCGAACGUCUCGGAUAGACUGAGCUCUUCUUUGACUGUCCGUAUAGUCAUCAAAGACGUCAACGAUAACGCCCCCGUGUUCGUGUCGCCGGCCACCAAGACCGUCACUGUAAUGGAGGACUCAAAGGUUGGCUACUCGCUUUGUCAAAUCACCGCGGUAGACAAGGACUCUGGAGAGAACGCCAGAAUAACGUACACAAUCUCUGCUGGCAAUGAAGAUGGAAAGUUUACACUCGGAUAUAACACCGGUGUUUUGACCUUGGCGAGAUCUUUAGAUGUCUCGUCAGCCAACGGACUUUUACCAAAAUACCACCUGAACAUCACUGCUAGUGACCACGGGAGUCCCACGGCGAAGAAGAACACUCUGUCGUUGACUUUGCUGGUUCACGGGUCUACGGAAACUCCACCGAAGUUCAUUAGCGCCACUUACCAUGCCCACAUACCGGAGGACGCAGCCAUCGGGAGUGUCGUCAUCAAAGUGGCUGCCGGAACAGGUCAGGAGAGUGGCACGAAGUCUGGGAACCUGAGCUUCCACAUGCCGCGUGGAGUAGCGGACAACAGGUUCUCCGUGGACCCGCAGAGAGGCACCGUGACUCUCGCCGCGCCCUUGGACCGAGAGACCAGAGACCACUACGUGUUCCCCGUGUAUGUGAUGGACAAGCUGUACUACGACGUGGCGACCAUCUCCAUCCGCGUGACUGACGUCAACGACCACGCGCCGGAGUUCCGACCUGGAGCGUGUUAUCCUCUCAGUGUCCCGGAGAAUAGUGACUUGGCUGUCGUUCACACCUUGACGGCUACUGACGCAGACGCCGGGGCAAACGGGGAGAUCACCUACAGCAUUACUGCCGGGAACAUCGGUAACAAGUUCAGCAUAGACCUCCACACGGGAGAGUUGAGCGCCCGUCCUCUAGACAGGGAGAGCCAGCCACGUUACCAGCUGGUGAUCACCGCGCAGGACCGCGGGAGUCCCAGUCCUCUCAGCGGCUCGUGUAACAUCACAGUCACCGUGGAGGACCAGAACGACAACGAUCCGAGGUUCUCCAAGCUGCGGUAUACGGCGACCAUCCCAGAGGACAUAGAGGUCGGCAGCACAGUGCUGACGGUGAAGGCUGCAGACGCUGACCUUGGAGUCAACGCAAAGCUGGUGUACUCUCUGGCCAACGAGAGUCAGUGGCUGUUCCAUAUCGACAAUAGGACCGGGGUCAUCACUACGGCUGGGGUGUUUGAUCUUGAGCGCCAGAGUGUCUAUGAGUUCCAAGUGGUUGCGACGGACGGAGGGAGGUACGAUGCUCGGUCACAGAAGGUUCCCGUGCAGAUCACCAUAGGGGAUGUAAACGACAACAAGCCAGUGUUUGCACAAUAUCCCUUCACAGCUGAAGUCCCUGCGUACACUCAGCCCGGCCACGAGAUCUUGCACAUCACGGCUGUAGACAACGACGAAGGCACCAACGCAGACAUCGUCUUCAGCUUCAUCAACGAGCCUGCGAUGAACAAGUUCCGCAUCAACCCGAACUCUGGCUCCGUCACGGCAGCUUCCAGCCUUGCAAUGGAGUCUGGGAAACUGUUCCACUUGGAGGUCUUGGCCACGGACAAGGGCAAUCCUCCGCAGAGCGCAACGGGUCUGAUAGAGAUCAAAGUCGGAGAGAGUUCGGAGAACACCCAAGUCCUCAGGUUCCAGAAUUCCACCUAUGUUGUGCACAUGGCUGAGAACUCUCCUGUAGGGAAAGAAGUCCUUCAGGUCUCAGCGGUAAGAAGCGACGGUCGGCGGCAAAGAAUCACCUACAGCUUGGGUUCAGGAAAUGAAAAUGGUGCGUUUGAGAUAACAAUGUCUGGAGUGAUUAGAGUGCGCGACUCCACCAGUUUGGAUUUUGAAGAUACUCCGCAGAUGAAGCUGGUGGUGGUAGCACAAGGGGAGGGUUCUACGGGUCCUCCACUGUACGGAUAUGCCCAAGUGUUGAUCAACUUGAUAGACCAGAACGACAACACACCAAAGUUUACUCAGCAACAAUACUCAGCUGUCGUGUGGGAAGGAAACAACAAAGGAACUUUUGUGAUGCAGGUAUCCGCCACCGACAUGGAUCAGGGAGCAAACGCUAGGUUGCUUUACCACAUUGUAGAUGGUAACCACGACAACGCCUUUGUCAUCGAGCCUCCGUUCUCUGGACUUGUGAAGACUAACAUAGUGUUGGACCGGGAGAUCAGGGACAUGUACCGCUUGACUGUGAUAGCCACUGACGAAGGAAUGCCACAACUCACCGGAACUUCCACAAUUCGGAUCAGCAUUGUCGACGUCAAUGACAACCAACCGACAUUUCCUCCUCACAGUGUCAUCAGCAUCAGCGAAGGGAAAGAAGUUGGUAGUGUGAUCACAACAGUGUCGGCCAAUGAUGUGGACACAAACCCCUCCCUGACCUACAGUUUGCAGGAAGAUCCGAAGCUGGAAGGAGUGUUCAGCAUCGACAGGUUCAGCGGAAAGGUGAUCCUCGGCAAACGACUGGACUUUGAGACCAGACAGGAAUAUAGGCUAAAGAUAACAGCUUCCGACACUGCCCACACUGCGGAAACUGUGUUGACUGUCAAAGUGACGGACGACAACGACAAUGCUCCUGUCUUCAGCCAAACCUCCUACAAAACUAAUCUUUUGGAUUCUAUGGAGAUGGGUUCGAUAGUUCUAACGGUGAAUGCGACCGACAAAGACUCAGGAGUGAACGCAGACAUCCGUUACUCGCUUCUGAGUCCGGUUCGAGGGCUCUCCAUAGACGAGCAUAGCGGAGCAAUCCAGGUGAACCGCAGUGCUGUGGUUCCUACCAAUCCCGGCGACCAGGUUGUGGAUCUUAUUGUGGUUGCUACCGACACCGGCACACCUCCCCUCACAGCCACAGCCGCCUUAAGAUUGCACAUCAACAAUGCUGGCAACGGCAACAUCUUCGGACAUGACGAGUUCAGGAUCAUGGUGAAUGAAAAGGCUGAGAAAGGCAGCAGUUUGCUGAAGAUGGGCAACACUGGAAUAAGAGAGUUCAUGACAAACCCUCAAUACACCAUCAUAGACGGUGAUCCGGACAACGCUUUCCAGAUGCUCAGUCCUCAAGGGGAGCUCCUACUGCUGAAGGAUCUAGACCGAGAGAAUAAGGAUUUGUACAUGCUGAAAGUCACCUCAAACCCUCUUGCAGACAACUCUUCAGCCAUUCACAUCCACGUCAUGGUUGAAGAUGCCAACGAUAACGCACCAAAGUUUGUCAACCUAGAACCCAAUGUCUACGUAUCAGAAGGUGUCUCUAUUGGACAUUCCAUUGUGCAACUGAUUGCUAAUGAUGCUGAUCUACCUCCGAACUCUGAUCUCCGCUACGACAUAAUAUCUGGAAACGAUGAAGAUCUCUUCGACGUCGACCUUGUCAGUGGGAUUGUCACUGUGAAGAAACAUCUUGACUUUGACGUCGGCCCCUCGGAAUACUCCUUGGUUGUCAGAGCCACAGAUCUCGCCAAAUCACCAGAAAUUCCUCUUUCAACCGUAGAGACAAUCAAAAUAAUUUUACAAGACGAGAAUGACAACACCCCACAUUUUCCUGUGUCAGAAUAUCUUGAGUUUGUUGGUGAAAAUGAAGCUGUCGGAACACCAGUAUUCAUAGCUAGAGCUACAGAUAUAGACAGAGGAGCGUACGGCCAGUUGAACUAUUCCAUCGUUUCUGCUGCUGCAUCAGGUUUCACUGACAUCGAAGAUUCUUGGAAACUAUUCCGUGUUGACCCUGUUUCAGGUCUAAUAGUGACCAAUGCUGUAUUUGAUUACGAGAGUAGGAAUCGGUAUGCCUUUACUCUGACCACAAGUGAUAUUGGAGGUAGAACUGCAAGAGUAAGAGUUAGAAUAGAAAUUGAAAGCAGAGAUGAAUUCCAUCCUCAAUUUACAGAAAGGACAUACAGAUUUGUGCUUGGAGGAAACGAUCUACCAGUUGGCUAUGUUGUAGGUCACGUGACUGCUACUGACAGAGAUAAAGGGCCAGAUGGAAGAAUAGUUUAUCAAUUGACAUCACAGAACCCGUAUUUCAAAAUCAACAGAACUACAGGAGUACUGAUGGUAAAGAAGAAGUUUGAUUCAGGUUUUGAUAUAAAACAAGACGUGAGUUUAGUGGUAACAGCAAGUUCUGGAAGACAAGGUUCGCUCACUAAUAUGAGUGUUGUUGAGAUCUCGUUCGACCCACUCGCUGACACAGAAUCCAACAUCAUUGUAACUGGGAGCGGAAAUGACGCGGCUUUGGCAGCAACCAGUAGUGGAAUAGCUGACUGGGCCAUGGGUUUGUUGAUUGCUUUGAUACUGAUAGUUCUUGCAUUUGGUGCUGUUUUCCUAUUCCUACAUGUCCGAAAUAGACGACAUAAAAAAGUUAACAAACCGGGGCUGAGUGGUGGACAAAGUACUGACACUUUUGUUGAUCCUAGUGCUUUCGAUACAAUUCCUAUUCGAGGUGGUGUGGCUGGACCUGCUAGUCAAUUCGGACCUCCUAAAUAUGAUGAAAUACCAACAUACAGAAAUAAUAACACAAGCAGUUCAAACUCAGGUGCUGCAACAACAUCUGAACUAUCCGGAUCAGAGCAAUCGGGCUCCAGUGGAAGAGGGUCUGCCGAGGACGGUGAAGAUGUUGAAGAUGAAGAGAUUCGUAUGAUCAAUGAGGGACCCUUACAACGAGAAUCAGGCUUGCACAGAAAUCCUGAUGAUGAAGACAACCUUUCUGACGUAUCUGUACACAAUACACAAGAAUACCUCGCUCGAUUAGGAAUUGUAGACACUCAAGGAACAUCAUCAGCGUCCAGAAGACACUCAGAAAGUCUCGUAGCUGGAAGUAGCAAAGACGGGCUGAUGCAUCACCAAGGUGUUCCGAUAGACGGUCUCCACAUGUUUGAUGAAGAUGCCGGAGGAGAAAACGACAUCACUAACCUAAUUUAUGCUAAGUUGAACGAUGUCAGUGGGAGUGAGAGAGGCAGCAGUACGGAAGAAGUCGGAGGAGGAAGUACGGGCGCGUUGGGUGCUGCGGUGGAUCAUGUGAUGGUCCUGGGAGGUUUCGGAGAUGUUCCUAAUGGCACUCACCAACCUUCCAUGACAGGGUCGUUGAGCUCGAUUGUACAUAGUGAAGAAGAGCUCACAGGGAGCUAUAACUGGGAUUACCUACUCGACUGGGGACCCCAAUACCAACCUUUAGCGCACGUCUUCUCUGAAAUAGCCAGGUUAAAAGAUGACGCGGCCUCAGUGAAGAGUGGCAACAGUGGUGCGUCCAGUGGAAAGAGCAAGACCUGUGCCCCGCCUGUAGUUAAGACUGUUCCCCCGCCUCUGUUGACCUCAGUAGCUCCUCGGUCAAUAGCGGCACCCGUGCUGUCAGCACGCAACCCCCACCACAGCUCCGUGGCGCCCCCGCAGAUGCUGUUACUACCCAGGUCCCCCAUCAGUCAUGAUGCCAGUGGGGGUGGUUUUAGUACGUCGACAGCCAUGUCUCCCAGUUUUUCCCCUUCCCUUUCCCCCCUGGCGACAAGGUCUCCUUCAAUAUCCCCCCUCGUCACGCCCGGAGUGCCUACCUCACACCAUGUCCGACAAAGGACAACGGAUUCAGAACUCAGGAUCUAAUGACCCUCCAAAGCGUAUUUAUUUUGGACCGAUCAAGUGAAUCGCUCGAAGAUAGUUCUUAAAUGGUUAUUUAAUCCUAAUGAUAACAAACUUCCUGAAAAUUGUGUUAGUCUUACCAGCCAUGUGUUACCAACCAAGUUGUUAAAAAUCAAUGUAGAUUUCUUUGAAGAACUAAUUGAGGAUACACUCGGUCGGUCAGUUAAAGAGUUUUAAAUAAAUUUAAAUUAUUUAAAUACCUUCUGACAAAAUACGUACUUUGUAAAUUAAACAAGUUUUUCCCAAAAAUCAAAACUGUAAUUUUUUAUGUAAGAUUUAUUUAUAAACUCGACCUUAGCAAUAGGAAGCGCGAAAAGUGACUGAGUGCAAAGUGUGUCUUGGACUUUGUUAGAAGACAAGUGAAAUACUGUAGAUAAAAAUUACUUGGAACGCUAAUAUACUUGACUGUAUAUCAAAUUCUCUCGAAGAGUUCGUGUAAAUAAUCGUCGUAAAUCGUACAAACUAGUGUUCUGUUUAACUUGAAUAUAAUUAUUUACGAAUCGUAUAUAAAACGUGAAUAAGUGUAAGACUCGAUGUAAAUAUGUUUAAUGUAAUCAAAACUUAUAUUGUUCCAAAAUAAAACCCACGACAACGUAUACGUUAGUUAAUAUUAUGAACUUCUCAAACUGUGAUCUUGCCAUUUAGUGUUGUCUUAGCAUGGGGUGAUUAAAUAGAAUUUUAAUAUAAUUUGUAAAUAGUUAACAAAUAAAAAGUAUCCAUGCUUAGUAAUACUAAUGGAAGAACUACAAUUUUAGUGCUCAAUUGCUUGCCAUGUACUACUGUUAAAUAAAAUGAAACAUGAUCAAAUUUUGUGGACAUAUGACUCUCUUAAUUGUUGCCAUUAAAUGUUUCUUGGUCUUAACAAUGGCACGUUUGGGUUUUUAAUGGUUAAAAAAAGAUUAUUUAACUAAAAUUAAAUAAAUGAGAAAAUUGUUCAUUGUUAUGCUUAACAUUUUAAAUUAACAAACUCACAAUACCUAAAAAUAGAUAGUCAAAAAUGUUUAUGGUAAAAAGUUUGUAUUUUAAAAUUUCUAAGACAUCAAUUAUAAACAGUUUUUCUUUUUUUCUGUUAAAAUCAUUUUCCUAAAACUUAAAAACAAAAGUUCCCCGAACAACUUUAAAAACACUUAAAUUCAAUGUCAUUUGAUGAGGAAUUAUUACAUCAAUUGUAUUACCACAAUUUAUUUUAUUUAAAUAACUGACUUUUAUUAAAUUAACGCUAUUGAGGUUGCUUUGGUUAUAAACUUGAUUUAACGAAUUAGCAAUAAAAAGUUAUUGAAUGAAGAAUUAACCAUCCAAACUAAGAAAAGCCGGUGUUUCCUUUAAGACCAAGAAUAAACAAAUAUAACCAGCGAUUGUUCAAAUAAAGUGCCAUUUAAUCAAUCAUUUACUUAGAAUUAUAAAGUUAUUGUGUAAUUUUUUAACUUAAGUGUUUUUUUUAUAAAAUUAUACGAAAGUAAUGUUUUUUUAUAAAUUAAAACACACAUAGAUUGCCAUGGAUCUUAGCCAUAAUGAAAAAGCAGGUUAUCUGUUAUUGCCCCAUAAUCAUUAUGUAUUUUAUAUAAAUUGUAAUUUGUAAAGUUUGUACAAAUAUAAUUACUGUUUAUAUUUACUGUUUUAUAG
Molecule: messenger RNA, 11954 nt
Organism: Macrosteles quadrilineatus (aster leafhopper)
Lineage: Eukaryota; Metazoa; Arthropoda; Insecta; Hemiptera; Cicadellidae
Product: protein dachsous-like
Exons: 19
Coding region: 204-10295 (3363 amino acids)
Biological process (GO): homophilic cell-cell adhesion
Cellular component (GO): plasma membrane
Molecular function (GO): calcium ion binding
Source: RefSeq, a predicted model, not a curated record